CGAUGGAUUUUGAAACGCUCCAGAUGACGAAGUGGCUACCAUGGCAGCUAAUAAAAAAACCCUGGAGCGGUGCGUGAUGUGAUUAGACAUCUCCUUCAGCAGUGGUGUCGUGUUCCACGUCUCCACAGACUGAAGGACAGGACACCUUCUCCCAAGUACGGGCUAGUGCGGGGAUCUUGGAACGUGCGAUCACCUGUUACGUUUCUCCAACGGUUCGUAACCCGCAGCACAAUGGGCAAGUCAGUAUCCAAGAAAAAGAAAGUGCAAGAAAAACCGGAGGAGAAGGUGACGUUCCAACAAGAGCUCCUGCAGCUCAUUAACGAGUACAGAGCCAAACACGGAGUACGGCCUUUAAAAAUGGAUGCUCAGAUGUGCAGACAAGCAUACAGGUACUGCAGAACGAUGAGCAUGGACGAAACACGCCACAGUAAGGAGUGGGAGGAGGGGAAGUUUGGAGAGUCCAUACUGAUGAACAAGAAAGAUAUCACUGCUCGCCAGGUAGCAGAUAUGUGGUACAAUGAGUCCCAAAACUACACGUACGGCAGCGGUGAGACGCAGAACACUACAGAGAACUUCACCCAGAUGGUCUGGAAGAGUUCCCAGCAGUUCGGGGCGGCCAAGUACCUGGCCGAGAGCGGAAAGUAUUACGUCACAGCCCGGUACACGCCAAGGGGGAACAGUCAGGAGGACGGCGGCUUCACCGACAAUGUCCUGCCUACCAAGAAAUAGACCAUACGUUCUUUUAGUUCUUCGUCGGAGCUUUUUACACCCGCUUCCACAAGAGGCUGUACCAAUUUGAGAACGUAGAUUUGACAGAUUGAAAAAGAAGGAUUUUUUUUAAGUUUUGUGUGUUAAAUUGUCUUUUAAAUCGUACCUUUAACGUUACAUCCAUUACAUCAUUUUAUCACACAAAUUCAAAUCUAGUCGAUGUACAGUCACUCAGCGCUCACCGACUAUUGGGAAUGGGGUUUGUUAGUGCCUCAACGGUUUAAUAUUUCAUUGAAAUCAAGUAGAACACCCGUCGGAAAUAGUUCAUGAACAUGGCGAAAUCUUCAUUGAAAUUGUGAACUAAGAAAAAGACUAAAACAGGACAAGUGAUGGCAGAUGUAAUCGAUCCCGCUGAUCAUUACGGGUUCGUGUGCGCGUGCGCAUUCCAGCCGCAAGGUCUAAACAAAUGAUGUAAUCUGGUGUGUUACGCCGGCGAACGACGGUUAUACUGGCUAUAUAGAUACAGAUACAGAUACAGUAAUCUAUAUUCACAUUUAAGUGUGUACGCCGAACAUAUAU
Branchiostoma floridae (Florida lancelet) is the source of this 1287-nucleotide messenger RNA. RefSeq names its product Golgi-associated plant pathogenesis-related protein 1-like. The transcript has 5 exons. NCBI's taxonomy places the organism in Eukaryota, Metazoa, Chordata, Leptocardii, Amphioxiformes, Branchiostomatidae. The coding region runs from base 232 to 729 and encodes 165 amino acids. The record is from RefSeq and is a predicted model, not a curated record.